Tetrahymena thermophila SB210 is the source of this 1644-nucleotide messenger RNA. RefSeq names its product MFS transporter. Lineage: Eukaryota; Ciliophora; Oligohymenophorea; Hymenostomatida; Tetrahymenidae. Gene Ontology annotation, molecular function: myo-inositol:proton symporter activity. The transcript has a single exon. Gene Ontology annotation, biological process: transmembrane transport. Gene Ontology annotation, cellular component: membrane. The record is from RefSeq and is a predicted model, not a curated record.
AUGCAAAAAUUAAAUAAUGAAAACUCUGAUAAAGAAAUAUACAAGAUAACAGUUUACCUUAGAGGUGUAGUUGUAAGUUUAGGAUGUUUAUACUAUGGGUUUAAUAACAGUAGUUUGAACAUUACACAAUAACAUAUUUCUUACUUAAAUGGAUGGACUGAUAAAUCUGAAAUAUCGCUUUAUAUAGGAUUAAUUACUUCUUCAUUAUCGUUAGGGUGCUUAAUAGGUUCCCUUCUUACUUCUUAAUUUCUCAUAGCUACAAAUUAUAACUUUAGACUCUGUCUUAUGCUGACUGAUGUACUGGGGAUAGUUGGAAUUAUUGAAUAAAUUAUUGACCAUAGCUUUGGCCAUUUCUUGUUGGGAAGGCUUCUUGCUGGAUUAGCUUGUGGAUUAAACACAACUAUUAUACCUAUAUACCUCAAAGAAUUUACACCUAUGGCUCUAAGAGGUAAAACAGGUACAUUUGUUUAAAUAUUUGCUUAAUUAGGAUCAUUUUUAUGUGUAUGUCUUGGCAUAAUUUAACCUAUUUAUUCUCUAGAUACUACAGUAGAAGAUAAAUAGUAAUUUAUUCAAGAGCUUAUAAGUUAAUAAAGCUUCUUUGAAAGAGAAAUUGCAUGGAGAUUAACUCUAGGAGUUCCAAUACUUAUGUGUUUGAUAAGAAUUUUUUGUUUAUAUUCUGUUUAUAAUCAGCCUACACCAAUUUAAAUGGCACAAAGAAAUUAGCUAAGAGCUCUUAAAUUAUAUUUAUCUGAUAUCUAUUAUCCUAAUAGAGCCUAGGCAUGCUAUUAAGCAUAUAUAAGCCAUGUAAAAGAAAGUAUCAGAGAGGUUUCAGAGCAUAGCGAGAUUUAUUAAUAAGAUAAUUUAAAGCAAAGUGAUUUAUUUUAAAGCCAAGGAAAAAAUAAAAAUGAAUCAAUGAUUCAUUAAAAUAUGAAAGGUGAAGUAGAUUUUAUCAGAACAACCUCGUUAAACAGAUCUUUACUGGCAAGUGAUGAUCUAGUCUAAACAGAGAUUUAUAACUCAUUUAGUCAAAAAAAAUCUCGUAAAAUGUAAAGAAGUAAGGUUAGAAGAUUUAUGUUAGGCUUAAUAGUAUAAACAGCAUCUAGAGUAAGUGGCUUAUCUGCUCUUACUUUUUAUUCUAGUUUAAUUUUCUCUGAAUAAAUUAAAAACCAAAGUCUGAAUUAUAUCCUAAUUGUCAUAUUAGGUUUAUCAGGUUUUAUCUUCACAUAUCUUUCAUUUUUUUUUAUAGAAAGGGCAGGAAGAAAACCGCUUAUCCUUCUUAGUACAAUAUUGUUGAUGAUAUCUUAAUUAGGAAUAGCCAUAUUUUCUAUGCUAAAUAUGUUUAUUUUUUCUUUUAUAUCGAUCAUGUUUUUUUUAUUUGCUUUUGGUAUAGGCUAAGGGGGAGUAACAUGGCCAUACACGAUUGAACUUGUAAACUAAGAGCAUGUGAGUUACUGUUCUGCUAUGAGAUGGACUUGGGUCUUAAUUAUUGGGGUUACAUUCCCUUUCACAAACUAACUUUUAGGAUUAUCAGGAACUUUUUUCACUUAUCUUGGAGCAACCUUCCUUUGUUUUUUAUACUUUCUAAAAGAGUUAAAAGAAACAAAAGGAUUAACAAAGGAGUAAGUAGAGAGCAUGUAUUAUUGA